AGCAUUUAGCAUUUAGCAUGAUUGUGUUGAACUCAGACUCUUCGCUCCCAAAGUGACAUUCAGAAUAAAAGAGAGGCUUUUAUUUUGAAAAGCAGGUGAAAUGUAAAAGAGCAGGUCUGACCAGCACACAAGCGACGUGUACACCAGAAGCGACGUACACACCAGAAGACGGUCACUGACAAACACCUGAGUCAGGAUGCAGACGAGCUACAACAAGGUGUUCGCUAGCGAUGAGGCAGCGGCGUCCAGGAAGCAGCGCUACGUGCGCAAGGAAGGAAACUGCGAGGUGGUUUUCCGCCACGUGCCGGCCGAGUGGCUCCUGUUCGUGACGGACAUCUUCACCACGCUGGUGGAGAUCCGCUGGAGGGUGAUGUUCCUCAUCUUCGCCCUGUCCUACAUCUUGUCCUGGCUCUUCUUCGGGAUCCUCUUCUGGGUCAUCGCUCUGGCUCACGGGGACACGCAGGACCCCAAGACGGCGCCGUGCGUCUACGAGGUGCGCAGCUUCACCGCCGCCUUCCUCUUCUCGCUGGAGACGCAGACCACCAUCGGCUACGGCGCCAGGGGGAUGUCGGAGAACUGCACGGCGGCCAUCUUGGUGGUCACCGUUCAGGACGUGGUCAGCUGCCUGAUCGACACCUUCGUCAUCGGGGUGGCCGUGUCCAAGAUGGCGUCCGCCAGGAAGCGAGCGCAGACGGUGGGCUUCAGCAGCUGCGCCGUCAUCAACCUCCGCGACGGCCACCUGUGUCUCUCCUGGAGGGUGGGCGACUUCCGCCGCCACCACCUGGUGGAGGGCACGGCACGCGCUCAGAUCGUGCGCUCCGCCGUGCACGCCACCGGCAAGGUGGACAUGACCUACGAGGACCUUCGCCUCCAGCAGCCGGACAUCGUCCUGGUCACGCCCACCACCGUCUGCCACCGCAUCGCCGCCAGGAGCCCGCUCUACGGGAUGAGUCCGGCCCGGCUGCGGCGCUCCGACUUGGAGGUGGUGGUGUCCUUCACCUACACCGACGACAGCACGGGAACGCUGCACCAGAGCCGCACCUCCUACACGCCGCACGACAUCCUCUGGGGACACGUCUUCCAGGAGAUGAUCCGCGCCGGCAGGAGGCGCUACACCGUGGACUACGUCCUCUUCCACCAGACCGCCAAGGUGCUGAUGCCCGAGCUCAGCGCCCAGGCCUUCGAGCUCAAGAAGCGCUCGCCGCGGCCGGGCUCGACUCCCGAGUCACGUCGCCCCGGCAACUUGCUCCACCCGCCCGUGGUGACGGUGCGGUCGGCGAAGGAAGACCGCCGAGCGGAGACCAUCUCACGCCCUCACGUGCUACCACCAUCUGACAUGCUAACGCCGCCUGUUGCGCUAAUGCCCCCUGACAUGCUAAUGCCACCUGUUGGCCUAACACCAUCUCACAUGCUAACGCCGCCAGUCGCGCUCAUGUCACCUGACAUGCUAACAUCGCCUGUUGCGCUAAUGCCACCUGAUGCCACACGCAGAGAAAUGUGACGCCUCACUUAGCCAACAUCAGCACCUGACAUGCUAGCACCACCUGUUGCGCUAACACCAUCUGACAUGCUAAUAUCACCUGUUGCGCUCACACUAUCUGACAUGCUAACGCCCACUGUUGCGCUAACGCCAUCUGACAUGCCUGUUGCAUUAUCGCCACAUGACAUGCUAACACCACCUGUUGCGCUGACAUGCCAACACCGCCUGUUGCACUAACGUUAUCUGACACGCUAAUGCCGCUUGUUGUGCUAACACUAUCUGACAUGCUAAUAUCACCUGUUGCGCUAACACCAUCUGACAUGCUAACGCCGCCUGUUACACUAACGACACAUGACAUGCUAACGCCGCCUGUUGCACUAACGUUAUCUGACACACUAACGCCGCUUGUUGUGCUAACGCUAUCUGGCAUGCUAAUAUCACCUGUUGCGCUAACACCAUCUGACAUGCUAAUGCCGCCUGUUACACUAACACCAUCUGACAUGCUAAUAUCACCUGUUGCGCUCACACUAUCUGACAUGCUAACGCCCACUGUUGCGCUAACGCCACCUGACAUGCCUGUUGCAUUAUCGCCACAUGACAUGCUAACACCACCUGUUGCGCUGACAUGCCAACGCCGCCUGUUGCACUAACGUUAUCUGACACGCUAACGCCGCUUGUUGUGCUAACGCUAUCUGGCAUGCUAAUAUCACCUGUUGCGCUAACACCAUCUGACAUGCUAACGCCGCCUGUUACACUAACCACACAUGACAUGCUGAAAUCACUUGUUGCACGAAUGCUAUCUGACACGCUUACGCUGCCUAUUGUGCUAAUGCCAUCAGGCAUGCUACUAUCACCUGUUGCACUAAUGCCACAUGAUAUGCUAACACAAUUUGUUGGGCUAACGCCAUCGGACAUGCUAACGCUGCCUGUUGCGCUAAUGCCACCUGAUUGGACACAAAGCUAUAUAGCCAGGAUGGAAGUGUAACAUUAGCAUUAGCCACUUAGCACGAAUGAAGAGUUGUCACAUUGUUUUGGUGUUGUGGACACCACUGAUCCAGGUCAAAGGUCAACAUGCUGAUGAUGAAGAGUGUGAGUCCAGCGUGUUGACAGCAAACAUAAGAUGAUGUAAGAUAAGUAGGACAGGAAGUGUGUUAGCAGUCAAUAAAGUCACAAUGUUGAUAGCAAAACAUGAAAUGGCUGCAGGGUUUCACAAUAAAAGCAUGAAGGCUGA
Nerophis lumbriciformis (worm pipefish) is the source of this 2711-nucleotide messenger RNA. It is a transcript of the gene kcnj16a, whose product is annotated as potassium inwardly rectifying channel subfamily J member 16a. Gene Ontology annotation, biological process: regulation of monoatomic ion transmembrane transport; potassium ion import across plasma membrane. The record is from RefSeq and is a predicted model, not a curated record. NCBI's taxonomy places the organism in Eukaryota, Metazoa, Chordata, Actinopteri, Syngnathiformes, Syngnathidae. Gene Ontology annotation, molecular function: inward rectifier potassium channel activity. Gene Ontology annotation, cellular component: plasma membrane.